CAAAGGAGGGAUUUACCACAUUGUCUGUCAGUGGUGACGCCACCCUUGAAACAGCUGUUGAGGUUGCUGCUACUCUAUCAAUCGGGACAACUGCAGAGGUACCUAAGUUUAUUUCUAGCGCAGUUCAGACACCGGAAAGUGAGGUGACAGAAAAAGAUGCAAGCAGCACAGAGAAACCAUCAGUUGCUUUAAUUUCAAAUGUAACACUCACAGGCGAUAAAAGCUCAGGUGACCAGACCCCUGAUAUGUUUACCAAAGAGUCUGUUACUACAACAGUUUCUUCUGAAUACAGCACAGUCAAAGCAGAACAAAUCACGUCCACGACUAAAGUUUCUUCUCUGUUUAGCACUGAGAAACCUACCACAGCGCAACAGGACACUGCAACAAAAGACAGUGAAAAGACUGCUACAAUUUCAGCAACUUCUCUGUUUAGCACUGAGAAACCAAGUCAUAUAACGACUUCAGUAUCAAAGGAAAUUGCAACAGUGGAGUCUAUAAUGACUGCUGCUGCUAUUACAUUUUCUUCUCUACAUAGUACAGAGAAAACUGCUCAUUUUGAGAUUACCAUCCUAGAGGAGGAGAGCUCAGGAGAUCUGACUUCUGAUAUGUUUACUACUCAGUCAGCUGCCACCCCUCUUUCUCCAGUGUAUGGUACAGUCAGACCAAAACAGCCAGGGGCACCAUCAAGUUCUGAAAUGCCAUCAGUUGUUCCUUUUAUUGAUGAAACAGAGACAAGCACCGCCCCCACUUCAGAAGGGGAUAGAAGGUCAAGUGGUUCAACACCUGAGAUUUUCACUAAGGAGUCAUUUGCAAGAACUGCAUCCACAUCAGAGUCAGUUAGUGCUUUCACUACAACAAGACCAACUGUGACCUCAAGUUCAAUCUUGACCCUUACAGAGGAAGAUGGUUCUGGUGACCAGACCCCUGAUAUGUUUACCAAGGUAUCUACUAUUGCAACAUCUCUGGAUGUCACCUCACAGACAACAAUUGCAAUUGCCCUGCCUUCAGUCACUGCCAUUGUCGAGAAAACAACAGGUUUGAUUUAUACCCUCAGAGAUGAGGGAUCAGGGGACACAGCUGAAAUUAUUCCCCAAGAAUCAUCUACGACUCCCAUUGUUACCCUGAUAGAUCAGACACGGGAACCAAUGGAGACAUCAGCUACAGUGAUCGGAACCUCACAGGAAGCACUCACUGAUAUAACAGAAUCUGGACAGACUAGAGAAACAGGAAGGACAUCAGGUAUUCCCCUUAUUGAUGAUACAGAGAAAAGUUCAAUUCUUGAUAUGUUUACCAAAGACGCUGCAACCACCACGGUCUCCGCUGUUUUCAGUCCAGAGAAACCAGGACAUGUCGGAAUGACAGCAUCACAUGAAUUUGCAACAGAUGAGACCUCAAAGACAGCUCCUACUUCUGCUUUGUCUCUAUAUGGCACAGAGAAAGCAGGACAAGUAACAGAAAAAUCAACAGUUAUCCCUAUUACCGGUGACAUAGAGAUAAGUUCAUUCCUCACCUCUACAGGUGAAGAAUGCUCAGGUGACCAAACAACUGAGAUAUUUACGAUGACUUCCUCUGUGACACCUAUAUCUUCUUUGUAUGGCACAGAAGAAACAGGUUUAGCUAACAUUGCUGUCACAUCAUCCACAUCUCCAGACAUUGAAGAGGUGUUCAAUGACAGUACCGCAGAGGCUUCACUCGUUGAAGAUAAACCUUCAACUGCUCAAACUACCAAACAACUAGAGGGAGAACUUACGUUCCUCAGUACAGCCCCUGACAAAAGUUCAGUCCUCACCACAGAAAAAGGGAGCUCAGGUGAUCAGACACCUGAUAUGUUUACCAAAGACACAGGAACAAUAACAGUUUAUUCUCUGUUCAGUACUAAGAAGCCAAUACAAGUAGUGACUACAGCAUCGCAUGAAACUGCAGCAGCUGAAAUAUCAAAGAUUACAAUCACUUCAGCGUAUUCUCUGUAUAGCACUGAGAAGCCUACCACAGCGUCACAGGAAACUGCAACAGCAGAUAGUAAAAAUACUUCUACAACUAUAGCAACUUCUCUGUUUAGCACUGAGAAGCCAGGACAUAUAACGACGUCAGUAUCACAGGAAACUGCAACAGUGGAGUCGAAAAUGACUGCUGCUGCUGCUACAGUUUCUUCUCUACAUAGUACAGAGGAAACUGCUCAUGUUGAAACUACCAUCCUAGAAGAGGAGAGCUCAGGAGAUCUGACUUCUGAUAUGUUUACUACUCAGUCAGCUGCCACCCUUCUUUCUCUAGUGUAUAGUACAGUCAGACCAGAACAGCUAGAGGUACCAUCAAGCUCAGAAAUGCCAUCAGUUGUUCCCAUUAUUGAUGAAACAGAGACAAGCACCAUCCUCCCUUCAGAAGAGGAUACAAGCUCAGCUGGAGCAACAACUGAGAUGUUCACCAAGGACUCUGUUGCAACAACUUCAUCCACAUCAGAGUCAGUUAGUGCUUUCACUGCAUCAAGACCAACAGUGACCUCAAGUUCAAUCUUGACCCUUACAGAGGAAGAUGGUUCUGGUGACCAGACCACUGAUAUGUUUACCAAGGCACCAGUUUCAACUAUUGAGUUUGUCAGCAGUUAUUCCACUGUUCAUACAUCGACUGGACAGGUGAUGGAACAAAACAGUGCAUCAACACAGUAUACACACAGCCCCUCUUCUCCCAGAGACUUGGAGGGAUCUGGAAUCUCAAAGACAGAGGCUGACCAAGAGACAACUCAGGCAGAGGGAUUAGGUGUGGAGGUAGUAGAUGAGACCACCACUAAACCACAGGACCUGUUCUCUGUAGUCACAGAUGAGACAGAAAUCAAAGAGACCGAGAGUAAAUCUGAGGCUCUAGGUGUUGCAUCCUCAACACAGUCCACACAGCUCAGCCAAGAAUCUACAUCAUCCCAAAACCCUCUAUCCACUAGCACAGCUGAGACAAUAGAAUCAGCUCCUGCUUCAUUGUCUGAGCAAGGAAGUGGAGACUUGACAGAACCCACCAUUUCAGAAAGUGAUGCCACAGAGGGUGAGAGUUCAGGUGAUGACACAUCUGCUAUUACAACAGUCCCACUGCAUACUGCAUCAUCUUCAACAGACUCAUUGGUUACAAAAUCAGUAAGCACUGAAGUAACUCAUGGAACCAAGGGGGUUGAGCAGACAGAAGAACCAACAGGCACAGAUGGACCUUCCGCUGGCCCUGUCUCAAGUGUGACAGCCUCAGUGGUCACAUUCACUGAUGAGGAGAGCUCUGGCUACCUGACACCUGAAAUGUUUACCAAGGAAUCUACUACACCAACAUCACUAGGGUCAGAAGCUUUGAUGAUCACAUCUUUCUCCGCAAUCAUCAAAAUUGACCAAUUCCAAAGCACAACUGUAGGAACAGUCAUCACACCCACAGAAGAAAUAGAUGAAUCACCCAUAGAAUCUCCCACUGCAGCAGUUGAAACUUUGGCGCCUUCUGUGGACCAAGCAGCUGGACUAGCAAGCACAUCAUCACCAUUUUUCACUACAUUCACUUACGUAGACAUGGGGGUCUCGGGAAUCUCAGCAGCAGAUGACGACCAGGAGACAAGUAAACCUGAAGGGACAGUUGAGGAGGCACCAGUGGAAACCACCACUAAACCACAGUACCAGUUCACUGUAGCAACCGAUGAGAAUGAAAUCAGAGAGACUGAGAGCACAGCUGAGAGUCCAAGUAAUGUUUCUUCAAUAGAGAUCACACAGUCCCAAGAAUCCACAUCAACCCAAUCUCCUUUCAUGUCAAGCACAGGUAAACCAACAGAGGCUUCCACAGCCUCCUUCACAGAGCAGGGUAGUGGUGACUUAACAAUAGACUCUAUAGCUGAGGAUGAACAGAGAGAGCACGAGAGUUCAGGUGAAGACAUCUUAGAUGUGUCCACUAAACAACCUGCAAGCACGACUGCUCCUCUCCUGUCUAGUCCAGCAACAACAAAGGAGGAAUUUACCACAUUGUCUGUCAGUGGUGACACCACCCUUGAAACAGCUGUUGAGGUUGCUGCUACUCUAUCAAUCGGUACAACUGCAGAGGUACCUAAGUUUAUUUCUAGCGCAGUUCAGACACCGGAAAGUGAGAUGACAGAAAAAGAUGCAAGCAGCACAGAGAAACCAUCAGUUGCUUUAAUUUCAAAUGUAACACUCACAGGCGAUAAAAGCUCAGGUGACCAGACCCCUGAUAUGUUUACCAAAGAGUCUGUUACUACAACAGUUUCUUCUGAAUACAGCACAGUCAAAGCAGAACAAAUGACGUCCACGACUAAAGUUUCUUCUCUGUUUAGCACUGAGAAACCUACCACAGCGCAACAGGACACUGCAACAAAAGACAGUGAAAAGACUGCUACAAUUUCAGCAGCUUCUCUGUUUAGCACUGAGAAACCAAGUCAUAUAACGACUUCAGUAUCAAAGGAAAUUGCAACAGUGGAGUCGAUAAUGACUGCUGCUGCUAAUACAUUUUCUUCUCUACAUAGUACAGAGAAAAUUGCUAAUUUUGAGACUACCAUCCUAGAGGAGGAGAGCUCAGGAGAUCUGACUUCUGAUAUGUUUACUACUCAGUCAGCUGCCACCCUUCUUUCUCUAGUGUAUAGUACAGUCAGACCAGAACAGCCAGAGGUACCAUCAAGCUCAGAAAUGCCGUCAGUUGUUCCCAUUAUUGAUGAAACAGAGACAAGCACCAUCCUCCCUUCAGAAGAGGAUACAAGCUCAGCUGGAGCAACAACUGAGAUGUUCACCAAGAACUCUGUUGCAACAACUUCAUCCACAUCAGAGUCAGUUAGUGCUUUCACUGCAUCAAGACCAAUAGUGACCUCAAGUUCAAUCUUGACCCUUACAGAGGAAGAUGGUUCUGGUGACCAGACCACUGAUAUGUUUACCAAGGCACCAGUCUCAUCGAUUGAGUUUGUCAGCAGUUAUACCACUGUUCAUUCGUCGACUGGACAGGUGAUGGAACAAACCAGUGCAUCAGCACAGUAUACCCACAGCACCUCUUCAUCCAGAGACUUGGAGGGAUCUGGAAUCUCAAAGACAGAGGAUGACCAAGAGACAACUCAGGUAGAGGGAUUAGGUGUGGAGGUAGCAGAUGAGACCACCACUAAACCACAGGACCUGUUCUCUGUAGUCACAGAUGAGACAGAAAUCAAAGAGACCGAGAGUAAAUCUGAGGCUCUAGGUGUUGCAUCCUCAACACAGUCCACACAGCUCAGCCAAGAAUCUACAUCAUCCCAAAACCCUCUAUCCACUAGCACAGCUGAGACAAUAGAAUCAGCUACUGCUUCAUUGUCUGAGCAAGGAAGUGGAGACUUGACAGAACCCUCUAUUUCAGAAAGUGAUGCCACAGAGGGUGAAAGUUCAGGUGAUGACACAUCUGCUAUUAUAACAGUCCCACUGCAUACUACAUCAUCUUCAACAGACUCAUUGGUUACAAAAUCAGUAAGCACUGAAGUAACUAAUGGAACCAAGGGGGUUGAGCAGACAGAAGAACCAACAGACACAGAUGGACCUUCAGCUGGCCCUGUCUCAAGUGUGACAGCCUCAGUGGUCACAUUCACUGAUGAGGAGAGUUCUGGCUACCUGACACCUGAAAUGUUUACCAAGGAAACUACUACACCAACAUCACUAGGGUCAGAAGCUUUGAUGAUUGCGGAGGAAGAUGUGAUCAUCAGCAUUGACCAAUUCCAAAGCACAACUGUAGGAAAAGUCAUCACACCCACAGAGGAAAUAGAUGAAUCACCCAAAGAAUCUCCCACUGCAGCAGUUGAGACUUUGGAGCCUUCUGUGGACCAAGCAGCUGGACUAGCAAGCACAUCAUCACCAUUUUUCACUGCAUUCAGUUACGUAGACAUGGGGGUCUCGGGAAUCUCAGCAGCAGAUGACGACCAGGAGACAAGUAAACCUGAAGGGACAGUUGAGGAGGCACCAGUGGAAACCACCACUAAACCACAGUACCAGUUCACUGUAGCAACCGAUGAGAAUGAAAUCAGAGACAUUGAGAGCACAUCUGAGAGUUCAAGUAAUGUUUCUUCAAUAGAGAUCACACAGUCCCAUGAAUCCACAUCAACCCAAUCUCCUUCCAUGUCAAGCACAGGUAAACCAACAGAGGCUUCCACAGCCUCCUUCACAGAGCAGGGUAGUGGUGACUUGACAAUAGACUCUAUAGCUGAGGAUGAACUGAGAGAGCAUGAAAGUUCAGGUGAAGACAUCUCAGAUGUGUUCAGUAAGCAACCUGCAAGCACGACUGCUCCUCUCCUGUCUAGUCCAGCAACAACAAAGGAGGAAUUUACCACAUUGUCUGUCAGUGGUGACGCCACCCUUGAAACAGCUGUUGAGGUUGCUGCUACUCUAUCAAUCGGCACAACUGCAGAGGUACCUACGUUUAUUUCUAGCGCAGUUCAGACACCGGAAAGUGAGGUGACAGAAAAAGAUGCAAGCAGCACAGAGAAACCAUCAGUUGCUUUCAUUUCAAAUGUAACACUCACAGGCAAUAAAAGCUCAGGUGACCAGACCCCUGAUAUGUUUACCAAAGAGUCUGUUACUACAACAGUUUAUUCUGAAUACAGCACAGUCAAAGCAGAACAAAUGACGUCCACGACUAAAGUUUCUUCUCUGUUUAGCCCUGAGAAGCUAAAACAAAUAUUGACCAGAGAACCUCAUGAAACUGCAACAGCUGAGACUGCAAGUAAUGCUACAAAUACAACUUCUUCUCUGUAUAGCACUGAGAAACCUACCACAGCGCAACAGGACACUGCAACAAAAGACAGUGAAAAGACUGCUACAAUUUCAGCAACUUCUCUGUUUAGCACUGAGAAACCAAGUCAUAUAACGACUUCAGUAUCAAAGGAAAUUGCAACAGUGGAGUCAAUAAUGACUGCUGCUGCUAAUACAUUUUCUUCUCUACAUAGUACAGAGAAAAUUGCUCAUUUUCAGACUACCAUCCUAGAGGAGGAGAGCUCAGGAGAUCUGACUUCUGAUAUGUUUACUACUCAGUCAGCUGCCACCCCUCUUUCUCCAGUGUAUGGUACAGUCAGACCAAAACAGCCAGGGGCACCAUCAAGUUCUGAAAUGCCAUCAGUUGUUCCUUUUAUUGAUGAAACAGAGACAAGCACCGCCCCCACUUCAGAAGGGGAUAGAAGGUCAAGUGGUUCAACACCUGAGAUUUUCACGAAGGAGUCAUUUGCAACAACUGCAUCCACAUCAGAGUCAGUUAGUGCUUUCACUACAACAAGACCAACUGUGACCUCAAGUUCAAUCUUGACCAUUACAGAAGACGAUGGUUCUGGUGACCAGACCCCUGAUAUGUUUGCCAAGGUAUCUACUAUUGCAACAUCUCUGGAUGUCACCUCACAGACAACAAUUGCAAUUGCCCUGCCUUCAGUCACUGCCAUUGUCGAGAAAACAACAGGUUUGAUUUAUACCCUCAGAGAUGAGGGAUCAGGGGACACAGCUGAAAUUAUUCCUGAAGAAUCAUCUAUGACUCCCAUUGUUACCCUGAUAGAUCAGACACGGGAACCAAUGGAGACAUCAGCUACAGUGAUCGGAAUCUCACAGGAAGCACUCACUGAUAUAACAGAUUCUGGACAGACUAGAGCAAAAGGAACAACAUCAGUUGUUCCCAUUUUUUAUGAAACAGAGACAAGCACCAUCCUUACUUCAGAAGAGGAUACAAGCUCAGCUGCAGCAACAACUGAGAUGCUCACCAAGGACUCUGUUGCAACAACUGCAUCCACAUCAGAGUCAGUUAGUGCUUUCACCUCAUCAAGUCCAAAAGAGACCACAAGUUCAAUCUUGACCCUUACAGAGGAGGAUGGUUCUGGUGACCAGACCUCUGAUACGUUUACCAAGGCACCAGUCUCAACGAUGGAGUUUAUCAGUAGUUAUACCACUGUUCAUACAUCGACUGGACAGUUGAUGGAACAAACCGAGGCAUCAACACAUUCUACCCACCUCACCUCUUCACCCAUGGACUUGGAGGGAUCUGGAAUCUCAAAGACAGAGGAUGACCAAGAGACAACUCAGGCAGAGGGUUCAGGUGAGGAGGUAGUAGUUGAGACCGCCACUGAACCACAUGACCUAUUCACGGUAGCCACAGAUGAGACCGAAAUUAGAGAGACUGAAAGCACAUCUUGGACAUCAAAUGUUGAUGCUUCAAAAGAGUUCACACAGUCACAGGAAUCCACAUCAACCCAAUCUCCUUCCAUGUUAAUAACAGGUAAACCAUCAGAGGCUUCCACAGUCUCUUUCACAGAGAAUGGUAGUGGUGACUUGACAAUUGACUCUACAGUUGAGAAUGAUGGUACAGAGGAUGAGAGUUCAGGUGAAGACAAUUUAGACGUGUCCACUAAGCAACCUGCAAGCACGACUGCUCAUCUCCUGUCUAGUCCAGCAACAACAAUGGAGGAAUUUACCACAUUGUCUGUCAGCAGUGUCACCAGCCUAGAAACAGCUGUUGAGGUCGAUGAAACCCUAUCAUCUGGCACAACUGCAGAGGUACCUAAGUUUAUUUCUAUCACAGCUCAGACCCCGGAAAGUGAGGUGACAGAAAGAAAAACAAGCAGUACAAAGAAAUCAUCAGUUGCCUUAAUUUCAGAUGAAAGCUCAGGUGACCAGACCUCUGAUAUGUUUACCAAGGAAACAGCCCAAACAGAAUCCAUUGUGUCAAACACACCAGGCCCAGAUGAUGAGGGUCAUGUCAGCCCAGAUACUGAAACCCCCAUCAGUCCAGAUGCUACACAGCCCCCUGCUACUGUGAAUGAUCGCACAACUAUGACUGAUAGCACAACUAUGAGUGACCGUACAACACACCGAUUCCAUAUAACCGAAAGAGACCAUACUACGACGAGAGCCCGUACAACAGUGAGUGAUCAUUCAACUGUUGGAGACCACACAGUAGCAAGAGACCACACAACUGUCAGAGACCAUACAACAGUGCCUUUUAGAUUACAGUCAUCCACAUUCACUGCUCUCCCCUCUAUUAUGUACCAGGGUGUUACUGACCAGCAGGUCACCUCAACAAGCAGCCAAACCAAAACUGACCAGACCCCCACCAUGGUGGUGCACGGUACGAAACCAUCAACAAGCACAGUUAUCAUAUUUACAGAGGAGGCCGGAGAUGAGGACACACUGUUCUCCACUGUUACAGAGAGCAUGACCACAACCCCUGAGAUUAUCACUAAAGAUGAAACCAUAAUUGACGCUGAUACUGUGGCAAUGGUUGAACUCUCCUCACCUCUCUACCCCACCAUCUUUACAGAGGAAGCAUGGGGAGUCACAGCCAUUACCAUGACACCACAGUCCUCAAUUACAAUGACAAAAGAACCUGAAGGGUCUGGGACAGAUGACUGUUUGUCUUCCACAAUUGACUCACUGAGUCUGGCCACAACACAAAUCCCAUCAGUCACCUCUGUAGAUAUAUCUGCAGAGGCAAGUGCUAAGACAACAAGAAGGUCUGCAAAAGUUAAACAUUCAGAGAUUGUGAGAACGACCACCUCGUCAUCUGUAGAGGAUGUUUUUAGUGAGGUGUCUACUUCAGUGUUUGUGUCCUCUGUAGCUCAAACCACCCAAACCAGAGCUCUAUCCACGGAGUCCAGCUCUCAGACGGCAUUCACCACACCAACUGUGUUUAUUGAUGAGUUCUCCGGAGAUGGUGUCACUGGUGAGGAGUCUGAUACAGAGCCUACUCCUUCUGCCCCUGUAUCAUCCCAAGCAUCAACUCUCCCCAUAGAUACAAGCUCACAGACCACAGUUAGCAGUGAGGAAUUCCCGACAGAUGCAAUUGAAUUAUCCACCACCCCUUCUCCUAUUACUGUUAAAGCUAGAGUAGAAGACACAUCUGAUGAGCAUUCUGAAGUGGAGGCCACAACAACUUCAUCUAGUUCCACCCAAGCCACCAAGGUGUCUGACACUCCUACACAACAUACGCCAGUGUCCACUGAAGAAGACAAAGGGACUGUGAAACCAACCAGCCCAUUGCCUGUUGAUGAGUCUUCAGGAGAAGACGACUCUGAAGGCUCUGGAUCUGAGACCUUCACCUCUGUAGUGGAGACCUCCCAAACCACAAUCCCCACCUCAACAGCUGCUAAGGAGGGUGACGCGACAGAGAUUAACAUUCUAGUACCUUCAUCUUUAGAGGAGGGCAUCUCUGGGGAUGACAUGAAGACUUCAAAUCCCAAACCCUCUGAAGCCACUUCCUCUCUGUAUAGCAAAGAUAAACCAUCAGUUGCUUCCAUUUUGGAUUUAACCUCCACAGAUGAAGAACGCUUUGGUGACCCAACCCCUAAAACGUUUACCAAAGAGUCUGUUACUGUACGUUUACAAAUGACAUCCACAACUACGGUUUAUUCUCUGUUUAGCACUGAGAAACCUUCACUUUCUUCCAUUUCGGAUAUAACCUCCACAGACGAAGAGAGCUCUGGUGACCAUACCCCUGAGAAUUUUAGUAAAGCGUCUAAAACAACCACCGUUUCUCCAGUUGACAGCACUGUCAAAAUGGAGCAGGUAACAGCCACAACAAUGUCACCUGAAAAAGCAACAGCAGAGAUUGAAAAGACUACAACUACUACAGGGUCGUCUCUGUUUAGGACUGAGAAAACAGAGAAAGCUUCCUCCCAGGCAAGUUUGUCUGUCCAUUCCACUGUUGCGCCAUCUGUAAUGCUCCAUGUGGUGGACCAGUUUGUCACAGAUUUUGUCCCCGAGGUGGACGUGACAAAACUUGAAGAAUCUUUCCAACAGGCUAGGUCUGAGAUUGCAUUUACCCAACAUGCAUCUACCCAUACCUCUGCUAUGUCAGUCACUACAACAGCUUCUUCUGUACACAGCACUGUCAAAGCAGAACAAGUGACAACCACGGUAAGGCCACAUGUGAUGUCACCAGAAGAGACUGCAGCCAUUGAUCCGACAGAAACACCAACAGAUGACAUAGAAACAGGUUCUACAGAUGAAGAGAGUUCUGGAGAUGAGACAAGUCCGAUGACCACCCAGGAGUCUCCUGUAACAGAAGCUCAUUUACACAGUAGCACAGCCAAGCCAUUGCAGACAUCAACAUCAGCUGUCUAUGAAUCCGUGGCUGACCUUACCUCUCCUGAAACAACUGCUGAUAGUGAAGAAACCAAACAGACAGACCUAUCUAACACAGGACAGCCAUCAUAUAUUGCCAGUUCAGUGAAAAGCACAGUGAUCUCAGUCCUACCUGAUAAAGAUAAGGAGAGCUCAGGUGACCAAACCCUUGACAUUUUUACCAAAGACUUACCAACUACUACAGUUUCCUCUCUGUUUAGUCCAGAGGAACCUACAACAACAUCACAGGAAACUGUAACAGAGGAGAGUGAAGUCACUGAGCAAACUGAGAGACCAUCAGGCUCUGGAAAACCAUCAGCUACCAUCUCUGUCUUACCUUCCACAGAUGACCAGAGCUCAGGUCACCAGACAAGUGAGGGUUUCACUACAGACGAUUCUUCAACAGAAGAUCCUCUCUUGGCUAGCACAGUGCAGGCAUUUGCCUCUGUCUAUUCCACUGAGGCAGCAUCAGAGUCUGACGUGGUGGUCCAGUUUGUCACAACAUUUGCCCCCAUACCAGACAUGACAACACCAGAGGAAUCAUUUGAACAGGCCAGGUCGGAGAUAACAUUUACUCAUCGUCCUCAUACUGAUCUCUCUUCUGAGGAAACAGCAUUGCCUACAACCAGUCCCAUGCUGCCUAAGGAAGAUUCAAGCCAGUCUUUAGAAACUAUAACUGCACCUGCACAGAGCUCAGAAUCAACUUUUGUCUCUACUGCUUCUUCAGUGACUGAUGCUGUUUUACCCACACCAGAGGCAGAGGAACAAGUUGAAGCUUCAAGCCAGGUACCUACAACAGAGGAGGCAGAACAAGAGGCUGCGGUUGAAGAGACAAGCGUUCCUAUCAUUGUUUCUCCGCUAACUGAGAAGGUAUUAGAAACUAAAGUGAACAGCACACCAUCUGCAAUGACAUACAUUUAUGAAAUGGUGGACUAUGAAAGUACCUCAGAGCCAGUACAGGUUAAAUCUAUACCUUCCGUCGUUAUAACCACCACAAAGCCUGAGGUGGAAGCAACAGCGCUCAGAACUGCCCCAACGCAGAAUGUCCCAACACAGACUGUCCCAACACAGAAUAUUCAGAGUGUGUCAUCGAGUUCAGAGAGCAGAUCAGAUGAACUGUCCAGCCCAUCUGUGACUCAAUCAGUAUUAUCCUCCUAUAGCUCAGAAAGCAGUUUGGAGGAAAAGUUGACAAUUGCUUCAACCUUGAAGCCAGAGAAUGACACAACAGAGGAGACCACCCCAUCCCUCUUUGUGACUCAGACAGAACUGACAGCCGCCGUCACUGGUUCACCCUCUCUCACGACUUCUAGUGUUGAAAUUAAGUCAGCCGGUUCUGAGAGCAGUCCAGAAGAAAAUACAGUUUCUGAGAAGCCAGAGAUUGACACUGUGGAGGAAACCACCCAAUCGUUGGCACAGAUUCAGACCGGGGUUUUGCCAGGUGUCACCAGUCCACCAUCUCGCCAGUCUCCAGCCGACCCCGGAGCGGAGUCCCUUAGUGUCGUAAGCUCCUCUGAGAAACAUGAAGCACAGGGUGAAAUUGAGGAAGUUGUUACUCCUACCACGGAGAUGCCAACGAGGGAAAAGCCAGAGUACACAACUGAAUCGCCAGCAGGAACACAGAACCAGCCAGAAUCAGUUGCUACAAUCCACAGUAUUCCUUCAUCUGUGUCUGCGGAGGAGGAAACCAUGGACUAUGAUAAUGUAUCAGGACCUACGUUAGUCGAGGGUGAACCCCCCAUCAAGGGAGUAGAAACUACCACUUCAGCUGAGACCAGACUGGAUUUGGGGCACACGAUCGUUGGCGAGACAAUUGAAAUUGCAGGCAUCCACUCCUGCACUGAGAACAUUUGUCUGAAUGGGGGCUCUUGCUACAGACGCGGAAGUCUCCCCUCUUGCAGCUGUGCCCCUGGCUACAGUGGAGAUCAUUGUGAAACAGACAUUGAUGAAUGUCAGUCCAAUCCCUGUCACAACGGAGCUACAUGUGUUGACGGCCUGAAUUCCUUCACCUGUGUUUGCCUCUCAAGCUACGCUGGACUCUAUUGUGAAGAAGACACUGAGACGUGUGACUAUGGCUGGCACAAGUUCCAGGGCCACUGCUACAAGUACAUCCCCCAGAGGAGGAACUGGGACACAGCGGAGAGAGAGUGCCGGGUACAGGGGUCACACCUGGCCAGCAUCCUCUCCCAUGAUGAGCAGCAGUUUGUCAACCGCCUUGGACAGGACUACCAGUGGAUCGGCUUGAACGAUAAGAUGUACGAGAAUGACUUCCGCUGGACCGACAGCACGCCCAUGCAAUAUGAGAACUGGCGUCCCAACCAGCCAGACAGUUUCUUCUCAUCUGGAGAGGACUGUGUGGUGAUGAUCUGGCACGAGGACGGCCAGUGGAAUGACGUGCCUUGCAACUACCAUCUCACCUUCACCUGCAAGAAAGGCACAGCCAUUCAUUCUCCCAUCAACCCUUGUGUGUUCUUCCCAGUGGCCUGUAACCAGCCCCCUCUGGUACAGAACACUCGUACCUUCGGCAGAAAGAGGUCACGCUAUGAGAUCAACGCACUAGUGAGGUACCAGUGUAGGGACGGUUUCAUCCAGAGGCACGUGCCAACCAUCCGUUGCCGUGAAGACGGUCGAUGGGACAUCCCCAAAAUCGCCUGCAUCAGUCCAUCAAACUUCCAGAGGGCCUUUGCGAGGAGGCAGAGUUACAGCCUGUUCAGUAGCAACAAAUAUAAGCGGCGGUCUGACGAGGCGGCGGCCCGACAUCAUCCUCACCAUCGAGGAAGGAGAGAGCGGAGAGGCAAAAGACAAGCAGAAUACAAUGAUCGCCAUGGUUACGCUAGGUUACGUUUACUCAGAACUAGCAGAGCCUAAACCAUAGGAACGCAGGACUGUUAGUUAUGUGGAUAUAUAUAUAUUUUUUUUAAUCGAAUUAAAACAUUUUAAGAACUUUAAAGAAUGAAAGGACAAAAAGAAGAAACCCAAAGGAUAUUUACAAUUUUUCUUGCUAUUUUGAUGGUGGAAUCUUGGAAUGAUGUGAUUUUAAAGAAUAUUCUUAUAAAGGGACACUAUUUUAUAACAAAGCCAAAGUGGAUACCUUCAGUUGGCUACUGGGAAAGUGUGCUGGAGAUGUACUUUGGACCAAAUAAUGCAUUCAUCCGUAACUAUACGAUUUUCUCCAUUUUAUACAGACAGGAGAGCGUUCAACUCUUACAUUGGGAAAAAGAUACCGUCAAAUUCCAGCUUUUGUGAAAUUAUAGCGCUUAUGUUAUGCAAAAGAAUACAAUUAAUUUACAAAUCGUCUGUGCUACUCAGGCACUGACAAUCAAAUGAAUCCACAGUACGCAAUCCAUCUCUCUCUUCUCAACAUUAUUCCGGGAAUGACAUUUCAAAGAAAGAGGUUCUAUACUUGUGUUUAUCUUGUUGUUACACAUGAUUACUGUAUGCAAUACCAAUACCACGCUUGGGACUAUCCGAUGACACACGUCACUGACCAGCCAGAUUUCAGAUCACAGAAAGAAAAACUGAAACAUGGCGAAGGCCCAUCCAAUCAGAAUUUAGAUAGCUGGAGUCCUUUUAUCACUAGCUCUUUGUCAUCAGCUGCGGUCUUCAUCCCGUCUCAUCCAUAGAUAUAUAAAGAAUAUAUGAUGCGAUGAUGAUGGGUUAAUAUUUGUGCACAUCCAUUUAACACUUUUGCUUUCUAUUGUAUGUUGAGAAACUAGAGAGGAGAUUUCUAAGUAUUAUUUGACUGAGGGCCAAAUGAGUGUCUCCUCCUAAGCCCUAAAGGCCUUAUACAUUGAAGUGAAGCCAUCGACCUGUAAAUUAUUUGACUGUGUUGAAUGAAACUAUAGAAGGGAAAGGAGGGUUAUGGAAUGUAUGUUUUCUAGACAAUAUAACCUGGAAUUCCUUGCUACGUUUACAACAAAUGCGAGGUAUUUUAAUGUUACUAAAACAAUGUUAUAAAAAUCCUUUAAAAAAUUAGCUUUGCUUCUGUUCUGCCCGAGGGGGUAACUUUUCUGUUUCCUGACACUGUAGGCGACUCAAGCUCUUCGCUUCCAUGUGCUGUUUUCUUAGGUCAAUGUAAAACUACUAUUGAGAGAAUGUACUUAGUGAAACACUUCGAAAGACUUGAACCAACACCUUUUUUAAUAAAAGAUACAAAUAAUUUAUUUUUUCAAGCUGCUCUUCUUGCUACGUAAUUGUUUUGUAAGUGAAAUAUUCUGACGAUGCAAUCACUUGGUCUUACUUGUCUCAAUACUAGAAUGUAUUUACAUGCUUUGUAGGAGACAGCUAACAUCGCAGUAUCUGAGUCAAUGUGAUGAAGAUAUUCCUUUAUUACACACUACGCUAGAUAGGCCUUAUAGUAUGACAUUUAGGGGUCAACAAUGGACCAAAGAGUAGGGCUUCAAUCAGCUGAAAUUGCAGUGUUUCUGUCACAAAACACUUUGUACAGAUUUAGUGUUGCACAAUUGAUGACGGUCAUCCAGCAGUUGUUGUUUGUCUUUUUUUAUUUGUGUUUUAGCAUCAAAGUGCACAUAAUAACAUUUACAGUAUAACUUUUUUUUUACAAUGUGAAAGUCUGGGAUGUUCGAGAAAUACAUUUCUAAAUGAAACAAAACUGUUUUACCUGCUCUCAGUCGCCAAAGAAAUAAAAUAAAAAGUUUGCCAAUUUUA
This is a messenger RNA of Oncorhynchus mykiss (rainbow trout), 15731 nucleotides long. RefSeq lists its product as uncharacterized. The record is from RefSeq and is a predicted model, not a curated record. Gene Ontology annotation, molecular function: hyaluronic acid binding; calcium ion binding. Lineage: Eukaryota; Metazoa; Chordata; Actinopteri; Salmoniformes; Salmonidae. Gene Ontology annotation, biological process: positive regulation of neuroblast proliferation; central nervous system development; skeletal system development. Gene Ontology annotation, cellular component: synapse; perineuronal net.